Messenger RNA from Phyllopteryx taeniolatus (common seadragon), 2746 nucleotides. It is a transcript of the gene septin5a, whose product is annotated as septin 5a. The transcript is spliced from 12 exons. Bases 826 to 1938 code for a protein of 370 amino acids. Gene Ontology annotation, molecular function: GTP binding; molecular adaptor activity; GTPase activity. Lineage: Eukaryota; Metazoa; Chordata; Actinopteri; Syngnathiformes; Syngnathidae. The record is from RefSeq and is a predicted model, not a curated record. Gene Ontology annotation, cellular component: synaptic vesicle; septin ring; cell division site. Gene Ontology annotation, biological process: cytoskeleton-dependent cytokinesis; regulation of exocytosis.
AAAAUGAAAACAAACUUGUGCGUGUGACUGAAAUGAAAGCAGCUGCAGUCAGGUCUUUCCCAAAUUUUGCUCCAAAUGAAAGACAAAUGAAUAAAGAAAGACAAAUGCCGGAGUGACUGUUCAGAUGAGAAGUGAAAUGUCUUGCGAUCAAUUCAAUGCCCUGAGAAUACAGUAAGCUGGAUGAAUGAGAAUAUUCACAGGCCUCCGAAUAAAGAUCAGUUUCAAAUAUCAGGUCAGAAAAAUACCAGUUUACCCCGUUUUUAAUUUCAGGCUGCUAAUUUAAUGGCUUUGUUUGGCUCAUACUUUAAAUGUGUAAACUGACUGUCAGUGGCUCACUGCACGUCAUCUGAGAUUAAAAGACCAUCCAUCCAUCCAUUUUGCAAAGCGCUUAUCCUCAAUGCCAAAAUAAAUACAAUGUGUACGGUAAAUAAAAGAUACAAACCGAUAACAAGUGACGCACAUCGCACGAUAAAACUGGACAGACAGAUCAAAUAAGCUGCAAGCAUGUUGACACAAUUUUUGUAUACAACAUACCUAAUGUCGAGUGAGUAUUCGUAUGAUACUGUUACUAAGUACCAGUAUCAUAGUAUUGUUCUCUUUUAACUGCUAAAAGGUGUCAACAUCUUGUGUGACGAAAGAAAGUGUCCUCCUUUCACUACACUUCCGGCUGGUAGCUGAUUGGCCGAGCCUGGUAGAUGGGCGGGGCUUCCAUCCCUAGCUGCUGGGCCUCUUUUGCUUUUUUUUCUUCUUUUUUUCCCCCCUCUCCCUCUUGCUGCGUGCGUGCGUGCGUGUGUGCGGCAGCCGAGCCGGGCGCAUCUACUUGAGAUGACGGCCAGCAUCCGAUACAAGAGCCGGAUUCCGGUCAAGACGGAGGACACCGCCGAGGAGAAGCAGUAUGUGGGCUUCGCCACUCUUCCCAACCAAGUCCAUAGGAAGUCGGUGAAGAAAGGCUUCGAUUUCACUCUCAUGGUGGCAGGCGAAUCGGGCAUGGGCAAGUCCACUCUGGUCAACAGCUUGUUCCUCACAGACCUCUACAAAGACAGGAAGCUGCUGAAUGCUGAGGAGCGCAUCAACCAGACAGUGGAGAUCAUCAAACAUACCGUGGACAUCGAGGAGAAAGGAGUCAAGCUCAAGCUCACCAUCGUCGACACGCCGGGCUUCGGGGACGCCGUCAACAACAAUGAGUGUUGGAAGCCCAUCACAGACUACAUCGAUCAGCAGUUUGAGCAGUACUUCCGUGACGAAAGUGGCCUCAAUAGGAAGAACAUCCAGGACAACCGGGUCCACUGCUGCCUUUACUUCAUCCCUCCAUUUGGUCACGGGUUGCGUCCAGUGGAUGUUGAGUUCAUGAAAGCGCUGCACGAAAAGGUGAACAUCAUCCCGCUCAUCGCCAAAGCCGACUGCCUCACUCCCAGCGAAAUCAAGAAGCUGAAGGACCGAAUACGUGAAGAAAUAGACAAGUUUGGCAUCAAAGUCUAUCAGUUCCCUGAAUGCGACUCAGAUGAGGAUGAGGAGUUCAAGCAACUAGACAAAGAGCUGAAGGAGUGCACCCCAUUCGCCGUGAUUGGCAGUAACACAGUGGUGGAAGCCAGAGGGCAGCGAGUGAGAGGGCGACUGUACCCCUGGGGAAUUGUUGAAGUGGAAAACCAAUCCCACUGUGACUUUGUGAAGCUGAGGAACAUGCUGAUCCGCUCGCACAUGCACGAUCUCAAAGACGUCACCUGCGACGUCCACUAUGAGAACUACAGAGCGCAGUGCAUACAGGAGAUGACAAGCAAACUGGCACAGGACAACCGCAUGGAGAGUCCCAUCCCCAUCCUGCCACUGUCCACCCCGGAUGUGGACACUGAAAAACUGAUCAAAAUGAAAGAUGAGGAGCUGAAGAGGAUGCAGGAGAUGCUGACUAAAAUGCAGCAGCAGAUGCACGAGAAAGACUAGCAAUGACACCAGUCAUUGAACGCAACACAACACGGAUUUUAUUUAGUGGCUGUACAUUUACAUUCGGUUUGGUGCUUUUGUAUAACUCGUCUGCCUGAGUGCUUGUUUUAGCCAACUUUCCCCAACUGUAGUUUAACAAUCUAAAAGUCUAAUUUAAAUCACUAAUCAGUGUACCUAAUUUAUAAAUACAAUACUAAACUCAUUUGGAUAUUUUGUCAGGGUAUGACUUUGUGUGGUAUUAAGAUUUGAAUGGUGUUUUUCUAUUCAGUGUGUGUGGGUGUAUGUUUGUGUUAUUAAGUCUUCUGGUGUCCAUAACAUCCCCGUCAGUCUUUGCACAAUUGCUUUCCAUUUAUUUAAAUUUGGCUGAUGAUCACGAGGAAUGCAUUAUUUAUAUCAAUUUAAGAUGUAGAGCAGCUUUUUUUUCUUUCUUUUUUUGGGCAUUGGCUGGCUGGUUUAAAACUGCACUUAUUGCCAGACGUCAAUUAUUAACUGUGAACGCAUGUAGUAAUAAUAAUAAUUCUGAUGACAGGAUGCUCGCGUAAGCAUGCUGCUGCUACUUGUAUCUGCUUAACACUCUCCAUUGCUUCACAGCUGACAUUUUUUUUGUGUGUCGAAACUUUUUAAGACCUUUAUUUUUUUUGCUUUUGUGGAUGAGCAAAUACUGUAGUUGAUGCUUCAGAUUUUUUUGUUUUGAAAGUGUGAAUUGUGCCCAUGAAGAAGAGUGAAUGAGUGCAAAUGGAGGAAAAGUGCACCUUCCUUCUGUCUGACAUGACAAGUAAUAAAUAUGUUUUUGUCAUUCUGGAAAUGA